UACACGUUGUCAAGAACAAUGGCACCUUUUAAUGCAAUAUUUAAUAACCAAGGUUCUUAGUUUAAUUACCUACUUACCCUUUUCUUCACUUCUCUACAGUUUUAUGGAUAAACUCAUAAACAUUGUAUACUAUUUCCAUGAACAUUCUUAAAUAAGCUCAAGAGUCUGGUUUUCUUAGGGUUAGGAUUCUCUCAUUUGUAAAGAUCUGAACUUUACUUAAUCUUCAGGAAUGCAGCUCAAGUGAAGUACUGCAUUGAUUCUAUUUCUUCACGUUUGGUGUCUAAUAGGAGAAAUCUCAGGUUCCCACUUCAUGCUUAGGAUAAAUCUUAGGUUCUUUCUGCUGAGGUUUAUGUUUUGUACUUGAAAUCUGGUUUUGUUAGUGGAGCAUUUUUGAAAAUGACUGAUGGAAGGCGACAUUCGGUUGAUCUUCCUUUGUCAAGAACUUUAGUUGCACUAAGGAGAGUUAAGUCAUUAAGAGACCCUUCAACUAACUAUGCAACAAAAAAUUCUGGUUUUGUUGAUAAUCUUACUUGGGAGCCUGAUUAUGGUAAUGGGUUUUCCCUCGCAUUGCGAAACGAUAUCCAAAAUAGUGAUUUAAGUAACCAUAGUACUAUCCGGUGCCAUAAUUUUGGUUUAAAGGAAACGAAAGAGGACAUUCAAAGUGAUCCUGAAUUAGAUGAUAGUCCUAGAAAAACUGAUUUUGAAUUUAACAAGUCGACUAGGUUUGAGAAGAGACGUCCGGAUGCUGCGCCAUGUGAAGAAUUCGGGUUUACAACAGCAAAUGGAGGUUUUGCUUAUGGAAACAAAACAAUUGACCGUAGAUGUGAUAGUACUGCUAAUAGAGCACUGGAUUUGGUUUGUGUACAGCCUAGCGACACCAAUUUGGAGGAUGUGGAUUCUUACAGUGAACCAACUUUAGGAUCUUCGCAAUUGGAGAGACGUGACUGCAAUGCAAUAAAGAGGAAACCUGGACACAAUAAACAACUUAAAGCAUCCAGAGCUGCCUUAGAGUUUGAUAGUAAUGUUAGUAGUCCAUUCCCAUCUGUAAGCGAUAUUCGGAUGUACGAGUCUACUCGAAGCCCGUCAUUGUUUGCUAAUGAUGAGUUGGAUAAUGAGGGUCUUGAUCACUGCGGAAUCAGUUGUUGUUGGUCUAGAACCCCAAGAUUCAGGCAAUCUGAUCUUCCUUCCGAUGUAGAAGACCACCCCUUGUUAUCAGGGGAAAUUAGUAUAUCUGAGCAGGAAACAAACUACGCAUAUGGUACAAGAGAAGCUUUUCCACAUUCAGAGAGCCCAAGAAGUCUCAGUCAGAAAUUCAGGCCGAAAACCUUCAGUGAUUUGGUGGGACAGCAUGUUGUGGCAAGGUCACUCUUAAAUGCUGUGUCUAGAAGAAGAAUCACUUCCUUUUAUCUCUUCCACGGUCCUCGUGGUACAGGUAAGACUUCCACAUCUAGAAUCUUUGCAGCUGCUUUAAAUUGCCUUUCUCUUGAUGAACACGGACCAUGCGGGUUGUGCCGAGAAUGUAUGUUGUUCUUCUCUGGAAGGAGUAGAGACGUCAAGGAAUUGGAUCCCUCAAAAAUCAAUCGAACGGGUAAAAUUAGUUCUCUACUUAAGAGUGCAGCUCGCCCUCCAGUUUCCUCACGAUAUAAGGUCUUCAUUAUAGAUGAGUGUCAGUUGUUUCAAGCGGAAACAUGGGCAACUUUUCUGAGCAACCUCGAUUCGCUUCCUCGAUAUUCUGUGUUUAUCAUGAUUACUGCUGACCUGGAUAACCUGCCACGAAGCACUGUGUCACGGUGCCAAAGAUACCACUUCUCGAAGAUAACAGAUGUUGAUAUAGUGCACAGGUUGACGAGAAUAUGUAACGAAGAAAGUAUGGAUUAUGAUGCUCCCGCAUUGGAUUUCAUUGCUGCUAAAUCUAGUGGGUCACUUCGUGACGCCGAGAUGAUGCUUGAUCAACUGAGUUUACUUGGAAAAAGAAUCACGGUUUCAUCAGCACAUGAACUUAUUGGAGUCGUUUCGGAUGAUGAGUUGCUUGAAUUGCUGGAUCUAGCAUUGUCCUCAGACACGUCAAAUACAGUUAGAAGGGCUAGAGAUCUUAUGAAAUCGCGGCUUGAUCCUAUGCAGCUAAUAUCACAGCUCGCUAAUAUCAUUAUGGACAUUCUCGCUGGAAGAUGUCAAAUAGGGAAUUCCGAAGCUGGAAGGAACUUCUGUGGAAGACAUACUUCUGAAGGAGAUUUACAGAAGCUGAGGCAUGCACUAAAGAUCCUCUCGGAUACUGAGAAACAGUUGAGGACAUCAAAGAAUCAAACUACCUGGCUUACAGUAGCACUUUUACAAUUAAGUUCUGUAGAUUCCUCUUCCGUGGAAGGAGAUGAUUCGAGAUCAUGUCUGGCAGCAACACAACGUAGAGAUGAUGGCAUUUGUAGUACAUGUUUAACUGAGGAGAGUCAGAAGCACCACCUUUCACGUUUUUGUCAUGAUAACAAGUCCCAAAAUUUAGAGAUGCACACAGAUAGUAAUAGGAAAUUGGAAAUCAUUUGGAGAAAAGCCUUAGAAAAAUGCCAAUCCAGUACACUCAGGAGCUUCUUACAGAAAGAAGGGAGGGUAUCAUCUAUAUGUGUUAACCAAGGUGUUGCGGUAGCAGAGGUUGAAUUUACUCGUCCUAAUCACGUAUCCAAAGCAGAGAAGUCGUGGAAACUUAUUGCAAAUUCACUUCAACUUGUACUGGGUUGUAAUGUUGAGAUUCGGACCAACCUUAGGCCAUUUUCUUCUGCUGUGAAGAAUGGCAAAGGGAAUAAGCCGUCCUUCCGUUUCUUGGGUUGUUCACGGAGAAUGAAAUCAACCACCGAGGAUUAUACUGACCAGUCAGACAGUUCAGAUGUCAGUUCUGGAACAGCCCAACGAAGGGGAAAAGCUAUUAAAACUUACUCUUCUGAUCCUGGACCCCAGUUCUCACCUACUUCUUCCCAUUAUAAAGAAGGAGCUACUACCAUUAGAAAUAGCUUUGGAAACGCUCUAAGCACCGGUACAUCCAUGUCUGUUAGAUCAAACCAAGAUGAUCAACAACUACGACCUCAGGUUGUUAGAGCUGAUUCAUCCAAGGAAGAGGAUGUACACUUAGAAUGCCAGGCUUGUCCUGGUCAAGAACCCGAGAAUCAACCAAGCUGCUUCUCAAAGACAUUAAGACUUCAAAGAAAGCUACGUUCAUCCGAUGGUUCUCGUACAACCUGUUUGCGGAUCCAGCCGCAUAACAAACUCGAGAUUCCUCGGAACUCACCUUCCGAAACAUCUUUCUGUCCAAGUGACCAUUACAUUUUCUGUUCCAGUUCUAACACAUUCACUUCUGGAGAAGAGGCUGGACUAGAGAAGGAAUUUGGAAAAGACUCCAAGGUGCACUGUUGGAGAGCUCCGAGAAUCUUUCUCAGAAAGACUUCUCAACUGAGGCCACAGCAUCAAAGAUCUCAAUUGGUGGAAUGGCUUCUUCCAUGUGCAACUGCCAAAUAGUGUCCCGAGAAGACCCAGGAACCCCCUCGUAUUUGGGGCACACGAACUGGGAGCCAUCGACAGGAAUUGGUAUGUGGGAAAUCCGGAAUUUGUUAUGCCGGGUAAGGGAAGGGCCCCUGCCCUAGUUACGUGUAUCAUCAUUGUAUUACAUUUACUGAUUUACAUAUAUUUAAAACAUUAUUUAAUAAUAAUUUUCUAG
This is a messenger RNA of Papaver somniferum (opium poppy), 3700 nucleotides long. RefSeq names its product protein STICHEL-like 2. Gene Ontology annotation, cellular component: DNA replication factor C complex; DNA polymerase III complex; nucleus. Lineage: Eukaryota; Viridiplantae; Streptophyta; Magnoliopsida; Ranunculales; Papaveraceae. The record is from RefSeq and is a predicted model, not a curated record. Bases 397 to 3501 code for a protein of 1034 amino acids. Gene Ontology annotation, biological process: DNA-templated DNA replication; DNA repair. Gene Ontology annotation, molecular function: DNA binding; DNA clamp loader activity; ATP binding. The transcript has 8 exons.